Messenger RNA from Aspergillus wentii DTO 134E9, 936 nucleotides. RefSeq names its product nicotinate-nucleotide diphosphorylase (carboxylating). The record is from RefSeq and is a predicted model, not a curated record. Gene Ontology annotation, molecular function: nicotinate-nucleotide diphosphorylase (carboxylating) activity. Gene Ontology annotation, biological process: quinolinate catabolic process; NAD+ biosynthetic process. Gene Ontology annotation, cellular component: cytoplasm. The coding region runs from base 1 to 936 and encodes 311 amino acids. The transcript is spliced from 3 exons. NCBI's taxonomy places the organism in Eukaryota, Fungi, Ascomycota, Eurotiomycetes, Eurotiales, Aspergillaceae.
AUGGCGGCCACUUAUGGAGAUCUCCGGCAUCUACUGCCUGGCAAUUACAAACGGUUCAUCACCUCCUGGCUCGAAGAGGACUGUCCCAGCUUCGACUAUGGUGGUUUCGUCGUGGGCGAGUCGGAGGGCGAAGCGCGAUUGUUAGGGAAGAGCAAGGGCGUGGUUGCCGGUGUCCCCUUUGUCGAUGAGGUGUUUUCGCAAUUAGGCUGCACAGUCGAAUGGCAUGUCAAAGAAGGAGACUCCAUUAAUCCCGUCACACAUUGCGCCACCGUCCGCGGCCCCAUCCGUAAAAUCCUCCUCGGUGAACGCGUCGCCCUCAAUAUCCUCGCUCGCUGCUCCGGAAUCGCAUCCAAGAGUGCCUCCCUCGUUGCUGCUCUCCGCGCCCACGGCUGGUCCGGUACCCUGGCCGGCACCCGCAAGACGACCCCCGGUUUCCGUGUCGUUGAGAAAUAUGGUAUCCUCGUCGGUGGUGCCGACCCCCACCGUCACGAUCUUAGCUCCAUGACUAUGCUCAAGGAUAACCACGUCUGGGCUUGUGCCAACAACAGUGCUGCCAGCGACGGUGGUGCUGGGUCAAUCGAGUCGAUUGCCGCUGCUAUUCCUCGCGCCGUGCAGGCGGCCAAGGCGGCUGGUGGCUUUGCGACCAAGGUUGAGGUGGAGUGCCGGAGUGUCGAGGAGGCUGAUGCAGCCAUCGGAGCGGGUGCGGAUGUCAUCAUGUUGGAUAACUUCACCCCCGAAGAGGUGCGUACGGCAGCCAAGAAGCUCAAGGAGCGCUGGGCUGCGGAGAGAAAGUCCUUCCUGGUGGAGGUCAGUGGUGGGUUGAAUGAAUCCAAUGCCGCUACGUACGCUAUUCCGGAUGUCGAUAUCAUCUCGACCAGCUCUAUUCAUCAAGGGACUGGCAUUGUGGACUUUUCUCUCAAAGUGUCGCUACGUUGA